This is a messenger RNA of Plasmodium gaboni, 1566 nucleotides long. RefSeq lists its product as hypothetical. The record is from RefSeq and is a predicted model, not a curated record. The transcript is spliced from 2 exons. The coding region runs from base 1 to 1566 and encodes 521 amino acids. Lineage: Eukaryota; Apicomplexa; Aconoidasida; Haemosporida; Plasmodiidae.
AUGAAAGUGUGGGGAGUUUCCUUUUUUGUUGCUGCACUUGCUGCUCUUAUCAAAGAAAAAGUUGAUUGUAUUGAAAUUAGUGCGAGUGAGAUAUCACCUCAUGAAACUAAAUCAACAAACUCUUCACUAUUUCAAGGUGAAACAAAAUUUGAUGAGUCACUUAAGAACUUUUUCAAACAGAACAAUAAGAAUGAAGAAGAAAUAGAAAGAGAUAAUUUCUUUGAUGAGAACAAAAACUUUAUAAGAGGAGAAAUAUUAUCAGAUAUGAAUAGUAAGUUCCUUGUUGAUGUAAUUAACAAUAGUACUUUGAAUUUUUUAGAAAAUUUAAAUGCAGAUAAUGAAGGUGAGAAUAAAGAUUAUCAAAUAGAACUUGAAGAAAAUUGUUCUCCAUUUUAUUGUGAGAAAAUUAUGAAGGCAAAGGAAAUUGAAAGAAUAGAUGAUACAACAAAUAUGUCAGAUAAUAUAAAUGGUAAUAAUAUGAAUAAUAUAAAUGGUAAUAAUAUGAAUGAUAAUGUUAUGAAUUUUGAAUCUAAUAUGGAAGAAAAACAAAACAUAAAUGAAAACGAAAGAAACAUAAAACUACACGACAAUAAUAAUAGUAAUAAUGUGGAUAAUAAUUUAGUAAGGAAUAUGAACAUCAUUCAAGAAUUUUAUAAUUAUGAUGAUGAUAAUAAUAAUAAUAGUUACAGUGAUGAUGGUGUAGAUGCUUUAUAUGAACGAUCUUUAGAAGAUGGAAAUGAUAAACAAAGAAUUGUUUUAACUGAUGGAAAUAAUGUUUAUGUUCUAGAAGAAAUUAAACAAAGUGAUAAUAAUAACUCAACAAUGAAUAAAGAUGAAAAUGAUAUAAAUAAAAUCACAAAUGUUGAACAAGAAAUUAAAAUGCAUAUACCAUCAGAUGAAAAAUAUAAUGAAGAUAAUCUAUUAGAAAAUUUUAUGAAUUAUUUAAAUUUGGAAGAUUCUCUUUUAAAUAAUAUUGAUGAUGUAAUGAAUAUACAAACUGAUAGAGAAACAGACAUACACCCACAUAACAAUACAAAUGAUAGUAAUAAUAAUAAUAAGGAGAAUUCUUAUUAUGAUAAUUCUCAUUAUGAUAAUUCUCAUUAUGAUAAUUCUUAUGAUUCAAAUAUUUCAAACAAAGAACAAAAUAAUGACCAAUCCUUUUUUGAUGAUAAUAUCUUUAAUCUAAGUGAAGAAGAAUUAUCAAAAAAAAUUUUCGAUGACAUAAAAAUGAACAGUGAAGAUAAAAUCGAAUGUCAUAAUUUUUCAGAUAAUGAAGAUAAAUGUAAUAGUUUUAAAAAAUGCACCUAUGUAAAUAUUGAUAAUAAGGAUACAUGCUUCCUUGAUUAUAAUUAUAUGCUCUUCUUAAAAAAUAAUAACUGUGCCUUACAAUCAAAAUCAUCUUUGUUAUCUAUAUCGAAGGAUUUAUUAAAGAAUGAUAUUAUAAGCAGACAAAUGUUUCAACUAUUAAGGAAUAGCAAUAACAACAAUUUUAUUUGUGAUACUGUCACUUAUUCUUUCUUAACAAAUGUAGUUGAUAAUACAAACUAUGAAGAAAUAUUUUCAUAA